UCGGCUCAGCGCCGAUGAUAUAAAGACGGAUUUGGAUUCCGUGGCCUCAAACCACCCCCCCUCGCCAUGAGCAGCCUGAGCGCCCUCCGCGAGGGCUACGAGCGCUUCGACCCCCGCGCGUACCUGCACAACAAUUACCUGCCGCCCCGCGCCGACUUCUCCUCCGAGGAAUUCGUGGUGCCGUGGAAGUUGAGAUGCCUGGCAGAGACCUUCGCCAGCGGUGAGAUCCGGGGGCGCACUCUGAUCGACGUGGGCUCGGGCCCCACCAUCUAUCAGCUGCUGAGCGCCUGCGACCACUUCGAGGAGAUCGUGGCCACCGACUACCUGGCGGUGAACCGGGAGGAGUUGGGGCGCUGGGCGCGGGGCGAGCCCGGCACCUUCGACUGGAGCCCCUUCAUCCGGCACGUCUGCAAGAUCGAGGGGCGCGGGGAGCCCUGGCAGGAGAAGGAGCGGCGGCUGCGGGGGCGACUGCGGCGCAUCCUGCCCAUCGACGUCCACCGGCCGGACCCGCUGGGUGCCCCUCUGCGCCCGCCGGCCGACGCGGUGCUCUCCGCUUUCUGCCUGGAAGCCGUCAGCCCGGACCGAGCGGCCUUCUCCCGGGCGCUGGCGCACGUGGGCUCGCUCCUGCGCCCGGGGGGCCACGCGCUGCUUUUGGGGGCUCUGGGGGAAUCUUUCUACCUGGCGGGGGCCGCGCGCCUGCCCGUGGUGCCGCUGGACGAGACUGACGUCCGCACGGCGCUCGCCGACGCCGGCUUCGUCCUGCGUGACUUCCGCUCGUACGCCAUGCCGCCCGCGCUCCGCACCGGCGUGGAUGACGUCGACGGUGUCUUCUUCGCCCACGCCCAGAAGCCUCUGGAAGCCUGAAGGAUCCGUGACCCCCCCCCCGCAUCCCAAAAAGUGGGUUUCAUUCCCCUGAUUCCCUCCUCCGAGCGCUGCCGCUAAUAAAGGUUGAACUGCACAGCAGAGC
Molecule: messenger RNA, 967 nt
Organism: Cuculus canorus (common cuckoo)
Lineage: Eukaryota; Metazoa; Chordata; Aves; Cuculiformes; Cuculidae
Gene: PNMT
Product: phenylethanolamine N-methyltransferase
Exons: 3
Coding region: 67-864 (265 amino acids)
Cellular component (GO): cytosol
Molecular function (GO): phenylethanolamine N-methyltransferase activity
Source: RefSeq, a predicted model, not a curated record